Molecule: messenger RNA, 987 nt
Organism: Naumovozyma dairenensis CBS 421
Lineage: Eukaryota; Fungi; Ascomycota; Saccharomycetes; Saccharomycetales; Saccharomycetaceae
Gene: SNF4
Product: AMP-activated serine/threonine-protein kinase regulatory subunit SNF4
Exons: 1
Coding region: 1-987 (328 amino acids)
Source: RefSeq, a predicted model, not a curated record
AUGAAUAUCAAUCCAACUGAUAAAGCGCAACCAGACGCUGGUGAAAACGUAUUAUUAGAACAAAGACUCGCCGUAGAAUCCAUUCGAACGUUUUUAAAUUCCAAAACAUCAUACGAUGUGUUACCGGUCUCCUAUCGUUUAAUCGUCUUAGAUACAUCAUUAUUGGUGAAAAAGUCACUAAACGUAUUAUUACAGAAUAAUAUCGUGUCUGCCCCAUUAUGGGAUUCUCAAACUUCUAGAUUUGCUGGGUUAUUAACCUCUAGUGAUUUCAUUAAUGUUAUUCAAUAUUAUUUUUCUAAUCCUGAUAAAUUUGAACUUGUUGAUAAAUUACAAUUAGAUGGGUUGAAAGAUAUCGAAAGAGCCAUUGGAGUGGACCCAUUAGAUACUGCCUCGAUUCAUCCUUCAAGACCUUUAUAUGAGGCAUGUAUUAAAAUGAUGGAAUCAAGAAGUGGGAGAAUACCAUUGAUUGAUAAGGAUGAAGAAACUCGUAGAGAAAUUGUCGUUAGUGUCUUAACACAAUAUAGAAUAUUGAAAUUUGUUGCAUUAAAUUGUAGAGAAACAAGAUUUCUGAAAAGACCCAUUGGUGAUUUAAAUAUUAUUUCAGACCAAAAUUUAAAAAGCUGUAACAUGACUACCCCUGUCAUUGAUGUAAUUCAAUUGUUAACUCAUGCAGGCGUCUCGUCUGUGCCAAUUGUUGAUGAAAAUGGUUUCCUAGUUAAUGUUUAUGAAGCUGUAGACGUUUUGGGCCUAAUUAAAGGUGGUAUUUAUAAUGAUUUAUCAUUGACAGUGGGAGAAGCAUUAAUGAGAAGAAGUGAUGAUUUUGAGGGUGUCUAUACAUGUACAAGGAACGAUAAAUUAUCUACCAUUAUGGAUAAUAUUAGAAAAUCAAGAGUGCAUAGAUUUUUCGUUGUAGAUGAAGCUGGAAGGUUAAUGGGUGUGCUGACAUUAAGUGAUAUUUUGAAAUAUAUUCUACUGGGAACUAAUUGA